This is a messenger RNA of Alternaria metachromatica, 1623 nucleotides long. RefSeq lists its product as uncharacterized. NCBI's taxonomy places the organism in Eukaryota, Fungi, Ascomycota, Dothideomycetes, Pleosporales, Pleosporaceae. The coding region runs from base 1 to 1623 and encodes 540 amino acids. The record is from RefSeq and is a predicted model, not a curated record. The transcript has 4 exons. Gene Ontology annotation, molecular function: protein binding.
AUGUCUCUGAAGCAGGAAAUCGAAACCUGGGUGGCAGCCCUCGCCAGCUACGACAACAAUGAGUUCGACGUCGCAUUGAAGGUCUUUGACACAAUCUCCGAUACGUCCAAGAUUCUGUUCAACUGCGGCGUAAUCCAUGCCACACUUGGCGAGCAUGAGAAGGCGGUCGACUGCUACCAGCGCGCUGUGCGUCUGGACCAGUACCUCGCAGUGGCAUACUUCCAGCAGGGUGUGUCAAACUUCCUUAUGGGCGACUUCGAGGAAGCCCUCGCCAACUUCAACGACACACUCCUCUACCUACGCGGAAACAACAACAUCGAUUACGAACAAUUGGGUCUCAAGUUCAAGCUAUACUCCUGCGAGGUACUGUUCAAUCGCGGUCUUUGCUACAUCUACCUCCAGCAAAGAGACGCCGGUCUACAGGAUCUGUCUUUCGCAGCCAAGGAGAAAGUGGUGCCCGACCAUGAUGUGAUCGACGAGGCUAUUCGGGAGGAAGCAGAAGGCUACACUGUCUUCUCCAUUCCCGUCGGCAUUGUCUACCGUCCCAACGAAGCCAAGGUCAAGAACCUGAAGACAAAGGACUAUCUUGGAAAAGCCCGCCUGGUCGCUGCUUCAGACCGGGCCAAUGCCUUUACUGGCUUCGCUGGCGCCGAAAUCAAGAAGGGAGGCCAGGCCGCAAAAGAUGACAGAACUGAGGAUAAGAUCUCGUACGCGGCGACCAACCUUGUCAAGCCAGAACUUCAGAGCAGAGCACGCCAGCAGUCAGAACCACCAAUGAACCGUAACAUGUUCCCACCCACACCGCCACCGGAGGCAGACAGAAGGUCUGGUGACAGGAGAUCUGGUGGAGAGCGGAGACCUGCCGCCGAUGCUCCCAUGAGCCGCGCGCAAUCCGUACGAGGCGGUGGCCCUAAGCCUCAGCCUCUGAACCUUGGACGAGCUGCCUUUGAUCAGCAAAGCAACAACGAGCCGCCUCGUCGCCAGCCAACACAGCGCUCCGCCUCUGAACGUCCACCACCAAGUCGUUCAGAGUCAAUGCGAGACCGAGGGCAACGUGAUCAGCGGGAUCAGCGAGACCAGCGAGACCGUGACUACAGGCCACGUCGCCGUGGGUCUGACGAUGAUAUCAUUGACGACUACUACGACAAUGACCCCUACCCGCCUUCUCGUGGGAGCCGCGGGGCAUACGCUCGCUCAAAACAGAGCAGGCGACCGGCUUACAUUGAAGAAGAAGACGAAGACGACUACGAUGGUAGUGAUCUUGAUGAUGCCGAAUUCGAGAUGAUGUCUCGCACAAAAUCCAGGAGACGAUCCCCCGCCCGCUCCGCCAGAUCUGGUGGUAGCACCCGCGGUGCAGGCAGCAAAGUCAGAGUGAAGGUCCACUCUAGCGACACACGUUACGUCUUUAUCAGUUCCGAUCAGUUAAUCACUGAAUUCUGGCAACAGAUUCGGGAGAAGUUCGGUGUACGAAAUAAGUUCAAGGUGGAGUUCAAAGACGAUGGCGACAUGAUCACCAUGGCCGACCAGGACGAUCUUGACAUGGCCAUCCAGACGGCGAAGAGUGUUGCAAGGAAGGAAGGCAGCGAUAUGGCCAAGAUGGAGGUUUGGGUUAGAGAAGUAUAG